Molecule: messenger RNA, 1382 nt
Organism: Capsicum annuum
Lineage: Eukaryota; Viridiplantae; Streptophyta; Magnoliopsida; Solanales; Solanaceae
Product: UDP-arabinopyranose mutase 3
Exons: 4
Coding region: 132-1181 (349 amino acids)
Biological process (GO): UDP-L-arabinose metabolic process; plant-type cell wall biogenesis
Cellular component (GO): cytosol; Golgi apparatus
Molecular function (GO): UDP-arabinopyranose mutase activity
Source: RefSeq, a predicted model, not a curated record
UGAAAUACAACCAAAAUAAGGUAACAAAAGAUCUGAAGAUUACACAACUGAAUACUAUAUAUACACCUCCCCAUAUGUCAUGAUAAUUGCAAGUCAGAGGAGAGAAAUACCAUUUGAUAAGAGAGAAGAAAAUGGCUCCAAUAUUGAAGGAUGAGGUAGACAUAGUGAUACCAACCAUAAGGAGCUUGAACUUCUUGGAGAACUGGAGGCCAUUCUUUGAGCCAUACCAUUUGAUCAUCAUCCAAGAUGGAGAUCCCACUAAGGUGAUCGGGGUCCCUAAGGGCUUCGACUAUGAGCUCUACAAUCGCAAUGACAUCAACCGCAUUCUUGGUCCCAAGGCCAAUUGCAUCUCCUUCAAGGAUGGUGCCUGUCGUUGCUUUGGUUUCUUGGUUUCCAAGAAGAAGUUCAUUUAUACCAUUGAUGAUGACUGCUUUGUGGCGAAGGAUCCUACUGGGAAAGAUAUAGAUACGUUAACACAGCAUCUUGACAAUCUGACGAAACCAUCCACACCCUACUUCUUCAACACUCUGUAUGAUCCUUACAGAGAAGGUGCUGAUUUCGUUCGCGGGUAUCCCUUUAGCUUGAGGCAAGGUGUUCCAACAGCUGUCUCUCAUGGACUCUGGCUUAACAUCCCUGAUUAUGAUGCCCCCACUCAGCUCGUCAAGCCUCUGGAGCGUAACACCAGGUAUGUGGAUGCUGUGAUGACAAUCCCCAAAGGGACUCUCUAUCCCAUGUGUGCUAUGAACCUCGCAUUUAACAGAGAACUUAUUGGCGCUGCUAUGUAUUUCGGGAUUAUGGGUGAAGGCCACCCUCUUGGCAGAUACGAUGAUAUGUGGGCUGGUUGGUGUACCAAAGUGGUGUGUGAUCAUUUGGGUUAUGGUGUGAAGACGGGGCUGCCAUACUUAUGGCACAGUAAGGCUAGCAAUCCAUUUGUGAACCUGAAGAAGGAAUACAAGGGGUUGUUCUGGCAGGAAGAGAUGAUUCCCUUCUUCCAAUCUGUUGUCUUACCAAAAGAAUGCACCAAUGCUCAACAGUGCUAUCUCGAGCUCGCUAAGCUGACCAAGGAAAAGCUUGGUCCAAUUGAUCCCUAUUUCCACAAUUUUGCUGAUGCUAUGGUUGCCUGGAUUGAGGCCUGGGAAGAAUUCAACCCACCAGCAAACGCCAAGACUGAAUCUGUUUAGUCGCCAAGUUCAUUUCGUCUCCUGAUGAAUCUUGAAACUUUAUCUUUAUCGCUUUCAUUCUAGUCUACGGCAGCAGGUUAGUUGUUGCUGUAUCUGUUUUCUUUUUCUGUUUGCUUAGUAAAUACAGCAGCAGGUUAGUUGUUGCUGUAUCCGUUUACUUCUUCAGUUCGCUUAAGAAAUAAACGAUGAAUUUCCUUUUUA